This is a messenger RNA of Aphanomyces astaci, 1572 nucleotides long. RefSeq lists its product as hypothetical. The record is from RefSeq and is a predicted model, not a curated record. The coding region runs from base 16 to 1488 and encodes 490 amino acids. NCBI's taxonomy places the organism in Eukaryota, Oomycota, Saprolegniomycetes, Saprolegniales, Verrucalvaceae. The transcript has a single exon.
AGAAAAGCCGUUUGAAUGAAUCGCCUCCUGCAGUCAUUCGUGUCGAACGACUCAAACGGGAAGCCACAGCAGCAGCCGCCGCGAUCGAACGGAUCAGGUCCACCGGCACCAUUUGCCCAUGGACAUCAUGCAAAUACUCCCGUGAACUAUGGCCCUCCAUCACUGCCUGCGAACGAGGACCAGUAUGAAACCUUGGAUUUGGACGCGAUAGGCACCGGCCAGCAGCAGGCACAUCAGUAUUAUCCGCCAUCUGGCCCGCGCUCUGGUAACCACGGCGUCACGUAUGCACGACAACAAGACAAUGGACCUUUCAGUGCGCAAUACACUCCCUACCCGUCGAAGCAGCAGCACUAUGCGUCGUCAACGGACUCCUACUUUGACCAAUCGGGGCUCCACCAGCAAUCGCCCUUCGCGCCCCAGUCCGGUCCGCCACACGAACAAGGUCCAUCUGGACACUACCACUCGUAUGACCAUCCACCCCAAGCAUCUCCUCCCUCGUUCCCCCCACAGGCGACUUCAUUUUUCUCCCAUGACCAUCACGCCCCCGCCCCUCUGUCGUCGUCGUCAUCUUCGGCGUCGCAUAAUUUCUUCACGGACCAAUCUUCUCAGUCAUCUGCAUCGGAUUUGUUUGGGUCGAGCGAUGGUCCGUCGGGUGAUUUCUUGACCGCCGCCCCAGCGUCAUAUGCCCCCCAAGCAAGCCCCAGAUACACCCCAGCACAACCAUUUGGUUUCGAUUCGACAUCUCCUGUGACGGACGCCGCCGACCUAUUUGGCACUCCAUCUUCCGAUGCGUUUCACACACCUGUCACGGAGCAGACGCCCGUGGACGUCCCACCCGCUCCAGUGGGCGACAGUUCCGUCGAGCUGCCCCCUUCGGCGGCAGACUUGUUUGGGUCGCCGCAACGGUCAGCUAAUCCGCACUUCACUCAGGCAACGUCUAGUCCUGCCCAAUCCCCCGUCCGCAACCCCCCCGUGCAUGUUCGUGCAGCGUUCAGCUCGAUGCAACUCAACUCGCCCGACUACUCGAAUCCACCGUCCCCCCCAAAGCCCCAAAUCGAAGACAAGCCUACCCCUCCAUCCCCUGUUGGAACUCCUGUGACUCCGCAGUUUCUCCACCAAACUCCCCCGUCGCCCAGUCGACAACAACCUCUUACCAAGGAACCGUCGCCACUGAAGGUUGUGCAACGCCCUCCCCACCAUGAGUUGUCCCCACCGUCCAUUUCACCGACUUCAUCGAAUCACUUGGACGUUUCUCAACCAGUCAAUGGAGAUGAUCAUGCGGUGUCGUCAUCGUUGCCAGAAGCAUCCGUGUCGUCGGUGGAGCACACCAAGCAACUGAUGCUGCAGUACAAACAUAUGGCUGAGCGACUCGAACAUGAAAAAAACGAACUGCUCGACAUCCUCACCGCCCAAGCCGACCAGUUUUACGCCAUGCAAGCGUACAUUGACCAACUCGUGGCGGACAAGGCGGCCACGUUGGCCCCUUGAGGUUGCGUUCAUGUACACUCGACAUUCCACUAGACGACCUCAAGUUACAUUUAACAACCCUCUGCGAUAUAUCAUAUCUCCUAU